Exophiala oligosperma is the source of this 375-nucleotide messenger RNA. RefSeq lists its product as uncharacterized. Lineage: Eukaryota; Fungi; Ascomycota; Eurotiomycetes; Chaetothyriales; Herpotrichiellaceae. The transcript has a single exon. The record is from RefSeq and is a predicted model, not a curated record. Bases 1 to 375 code for a protein of 124 amino acids.
AUGCCUGAAGACACCCAAAAGCCCACGGACUACCUGACCAUGGAUCCAAAGACACAGGGCGAGUUCAUCUUCGCCCAUAGCUCUGCCGUCGAGCGGACGGAAUACGCCAGUCGUCUUCUGAAACACAGCUCAAGGACAUUUAAAGAUCCCCUGGCGUUUGCCUGGUAUCUCCAAAUACCCGCAACGUCUCUGGUUUGCACCGAUGAUCCUGUCAUUCCUCCUCAGCUCCAGCGGGAAAUGGUUGAUAAAGCUAGAGAGAAGGGAGCCAAUGUUGUGAUUAAAGAGAUCCAUUCGGACCAUGUACCAAUGGUCAGUCACCCGGAGGAAGUGGUCGAAGUGCUGUUGGAGGCUGCCAAGCGUGGGUUGCAACCAUGA